CGUCACAUGACGUCAUUGAAACUGCUAUUAUUACGUCAUUCGUGCGGCUUUUUACUAAAUUGUACUGCAGCAGCUGCAGUCCUUUAACUGGCUGACUGUUGGGUCUGUCAGACCACAGCGCUACUCGGUGUAGCACUGCGUCAUGAACAACACGAGUGUUGCUAUCAGUAUGGUGUCGUCCUCUUCUGACACAGCCCGGCAUAUAUGCAGAAUCAGUGUCUCAAGCUGCAAGGAAGUGGAAGCUCUUGCGAGGCUGGAGUGGCCUCUACAACAAAUGAAGCCAGCGGACAUCCAGAGGCUGCCAGAACACUUCAACCCUGUUGCAGUCAGGCACUAGUCGAUAAGCACAGAAGAGCUUCACAUGUCCAUAGAAUUAAAGGUUUGUUUCUAGAAGAUCACAUAUUCCGGCUAUCACUUUUAUUGGCACCUAAAAUGGUUACUCAAGCAAUUAUGGAAGGGGGACUGUCCAAUUCUGCUAAUGCUGGUGCUGAUAGUGAGCAGGCAGAGCUUCUAGCAUUAACAGUCAGUUGUGGAGAUGAAGAAAGUCUUCAUAGUCCAGAAUCUGUAGCAAAUAUUCUACCCCCAGAUACUGUUAACGAUAAUCUGUUAAUAGGCACAGUUAAUGAAACUUAUGAGGGAAGCAUUAAAGAUGGUUCUGUUGAUCUGAAUGAUGAUAAAGAUCACAGUGACAUUAUAUUAACCAUGGAGGAUGGUGGGACUGCUAAAAAAGAGGACUUGCCAUCCACCGAAUCUCUUCGGGCUUUAGUUUUUCAAGUAUUUAUUCCAUUUCUCAUUGCUGGUUGUGGAACAGUUGCUGCAGGAAUAGUUUUGGACAUAGUUCAGACCUGGCCUGUAUUUGAAAAUGUAACUCAGCUUUUCAUUCUUGUCCCUGCAUUAUUGGGAUUAAAAGGAAAUUUAGAAAUGACUCUUGCUGCUAGAAUCUCUACACAGGCAAAUCUGGGACAACUGGACAGUCUUAGAGAACAGUGGAAAAUGACUUAUGGCAAUAUGGCUCUUGUCCAAUGUCAAGCAACAAUAGUAGCUUUUCUAGCUUCUGUAUUUGCCAUUGUUGUAGAUGUUGUCCAGGAACAUAAAUUUGAUGUGCAUCAUGCUACCUUACUUUGUGCUAGCAGUUUAAUGACAGCUGCAAUCGCUAGUUUAGUUUUAGGUUUCAUUACUGUUGGGGUUGUUCUUUUGUCUCGAAAACUGCACAUUAACCCUGAUAAUGUUGCUACACCAAUUGCUGCUUCUUUGGGUGAUGUAACUACACUCGGCCUUCUUGCUUCAAUUAGUAGUGUUCUUUACGGCAUUGUGUUAACUGAAAAUUGGGUGGCACCUUUUCUUAUUGUGUUAUUUCUUCUGCUUGUUCCAUUGUGGGUUGUCAUAGCAAAGAAAAAUAAGUUUACAAAACAAGUAUUAUAUACCGGUUGGUUGCCUGUAAUUAGUGCUGUUUUUAUUUCAAGUGCUGGUGGUUGUGUUUUAGAUCUGGCUAUUGCAAAAUUCAAAGGAAUUGCUGUAUUUCAACCUGUUAUUAAUGGUGUUGGUGGAAAUUUAGUUGCAGUGCAGUCUAGUCGAAUUUCAACUUAUCUUCAUCAGAAAUCUGAGAUGGGAACACUUCCACUGACAGAUCCCAAAAUUUGCAUCAAUCCUUUUACCGCUUUCUUUGGAAAAGGUGCACAUGCUCGUUCUGGCAGAGUUUUGCUUUUAAUGGCACUCCCCGGGCAUCUGAUAUUUGCAUAUUUAAUAAGAUUAUUAAAUGGUGGCAAGACAACUCUGACACCUUUGUUUCUUUUGGUAUAUCUGACUGUUGCCUUAAUACAGGUAUUUUUACUGAUAUAUAUUGCAUACUGCAUGAUACAUUGGAUGUGGAGACGAAAAAUAGACCCUGAUAAUUCGGCUAUUCCAUAUCUUACUGCUCUGGGAGACCUGCUCGGAACAUCACUACUUGCAUUAGCAUUCCUCUUCCUAUUUUACGUAGGAGAUCAUAAUCCAGAUAUUGCUGAGUGAAUUGAGAUUGUUAAUGCCAUGGAAGUCAAAAUUGCUACACUGCAAUAAAAGCGUCCAUUUAUGAAUCUUCUCAUCUGUAAUAUUUACAUAAGUAUUUCUAACCAUAUAUACCAAAAGGACUAUUGUUGUCAUUCAAAUAAAGAAAUGAUAAACUUUAAAAGGAAAUUAAGUAUCUAUAAAAUAUGUUAUCAAACAGAACGAAUUUUAAACCAUGAUCAACUUCUGUUAUUUAAUAAAUAUGAUAGGGAGCAUAUGUUUCGUCAUGUAUAUAGAAGAAUUUUAUAUUUUCCAUGAAGUUUAGUCAUUAUGGGGAAAAUUUUCAUGUGAAAUUGUUUAUCCAAAGUACUUAAAUUAAUUCUUCCAUAAUCUGAUUACAUGUACAUCAAUGUUCAGAAAUAUGAAAAUGGAAGAAAUAUUUCUUGAAAUGAUAUCAUUCCUAAACCAUAUUAGCUGCCAUAUGAACUGUGAUUAUAAAAAUUUGACUUACCAUCUUCACACUGAAAUUUGGUUUAUGUGAUAUUCAAAGUAUAAGGAAUAUUUUUUUUUUUUUUUUUUAUAUAUUUGUAUUUAAUUUUGUGUUGACUUUCUUGAAAGUAACUUUUUUCUAUAUAGUUAAAAAUUUUUUAGGAAAUGUUCAUAAAUGACUGAAUUAUUUUCUGAAUUUUAGUUUAACAGUAUUUUGCUUUAAUUCAAUUAUACAAUAAGUGCUAAAAUAAUUUUUCAAAUUAAAUGA
Messenger RNA from Stegodyphus dumicola, 2740 nucleotides. Its product is annotated as solute carrier family 41 member 1-like. Lineage: Eukaryota; Metazoa; Arthropoda; Arachnida; Araneae; Eresidae. Gene Ontology annotation, biological process: monoatomic cation transport. Gene Ontology annotation, cellular component: plasma membrane. The record is from RefSeq and is a predicted model, not a curated record. Gene Ontology annotation, molecular function: monoatomic cation transmembrane transporter activity.